This is a messenger RNA of Anopheles merus, 3424 nucleotides long. It is a transcript of the gene Trp1, whose product is annotated as translocation protein SEC62. The record is from RefSeq and is a predicted model, not a curated record. Gene Ontology annotation, cellular component: endoplasmic reticulum membrane; endoplasmic reticulum. The transcript has 5 exons. The coding region runs from base 243 to 1493 and encodes 416 amino acids. Gene Ontology annotation, biological process: post-translational protein targeting to membrane, translocation. Lineage: Eukaryota; Metazoa; Arthropoda; Insecta; Diptera; Culicidae.
GCACACACACGCAUUCUGCUUUCAUCACUUUCAGGUUGUCAAUGAGAAGAGUCCGUCCCGUAAGUGGAGACGUGGAAAACAGCUGCCCCCGUGGUGUAGGAAAAGUAGCACCAGUGCUCAGCUAUUGAACCUCCGAAUGUGUGUUUUCCGUCGUGAAAACGUGAACAGUGAAUAAACCUAAACGCGUCACGGUGGUGCUUCCCUGUGAGUGAGUGUGUGUCGGCGGCCUUUGUGUUCGAGAGAUGGCGGAGAAACGACGUGCCAAGAAGCGAAAGGAUGAAUACAGCGGUCCCGGAGGCGCAGAACAGGAGAUCGAGAAAGCUUCCAAGGAUGAGUACAAGGUGGCAAAAUGGCUCAAAUCGAACGUACCGACGAAAAAAACCAAAUUUCUGAAUCACAAUGUGGAAUACUUUUCUGCCAUCAAAGCAAUCGAUGCACUGCUUGCGUCAAAGUUUGCCCAGGGUGACAACUGUCUCUUUCCGCACCGGCAGGCCGUGAUUGAUUUUAUGGGCGAUAUGCUGUACCACAAGUUUUUCCACCGCGCCCGAAAGGUCCCGGUCAGCGAGCAGGAGCUGCGCGGGAAGAACAGCAAAAAGGCGGCCGCAGAGGCCUUGGUGACGGCCAGCUCGGCUAAGGAUGGCUCGAAACAAACGGCGACAAAAGAGGAACGGGCAACCGACGCGGAAAGUAGCCACGCGGAGGGCAGCAAGGCGGUGACGGAAGCGGUAGCGGAAAAGCGAAAGCGCAAGAUCCGUCUAGAGAUGCACCCAGAGCAGCUGUUUAUCGAUGGGCACGAGGCGUACGUAUGGCUGUACGAUCCGAUCCCGAUGCAUUACUGGAUCUUUGGCGCAUUGCUGGUGGUGGGCGCGAUCGUUAUCUGUCUAUUCCCACUGUGGCCACCGCUGCUGCGAAAGGGUGUGUACUAUCUGAGCAUAGCGGCGGCCGGCUUUUUGGUGUUUAUUCUCGGCCUGGUCGUGUUGCGGUGCAUCCUCUUCUGUCUGGUGUGGGUGGUGACCGGUGGAAAGCACCACUUCUGGCUGCUACCGAAUCUGACGGAAGAUGUCGGCUUCUUUGCCUCCUUCUGGCCACUGUACAAUCAUGAAUACAAGGACGGUCAGAGUGGCACCGAGAAGGGUAGCAAGAAGACGAAAAAACGAAAACGCGACAAAGACAGUGGCGGCGAAGAGGAGAGUACCACCGCCGGCAAUAUCCCACCGACGAUCGACGAGGUGAAGGAGCGUGACACUGAGGUGGAAAGCGGCAAAUCUUCACCAUCGCCGGCAGCCGAAGGGUUAAGGCAUCGUGGAGCUAAGCAGCAGCAGCAGCCGCAGGAAUCUUCACCAGUGUCCGUCCCACCGGUCACAAUUGCCGAGUCGAUCGACGAGGAGCAAAACUCCGGAACACCGUCGGAAAGUGACUCGGAAGGCUCGCAGCGCUCCUCCACGGGGAAGGACUUUGAGAUGGUAGAGCCAGAUGAGGUGGAUACCUCGUAAAGCAGAACAAGUUAAUCGACAUGCGCGCGUUACAUUUUCAUAUCACCCUCAAUCCACGACUGCAGCAGUACUAGCUGCAUACUAGCUGAAAUGGAUCGGAUAGCAGCACCUAUCAUUUUCGUACCACAUCUGCAAACCAAACCCUGCAAAAAGAAAAAAAAACAACAACACCACCACAACCAACACAUGUACACACUGUACGAUCAUCACAUCACGAUUUGCAUCCGCAUCAGCCAAAGUUGUUUCCCCGUCUCCCCACAACAACUUUCCCAUGUGUGUACAAUAAUCAAAAGCACGCAUGAGAUACGUUGACCAAUGGCCAAAUUCCGCCCCACUCCACAUGUUCGGCGUUUCGGGGUGAUUUUGAUAGUACCGGCGCGCUGUCAGAAGGCGCGCAUUCGGGUGGCACGGAGUGAAUCUCUGCGCCCGCGUGCCGUCAGUCGUUUCGCAACCGAUCGCAAUGAUCGUUACGGUGCUUUUCGCGCGAGUUGAAAACCCCCAGUCCGAACAGUGCAUUCCACACAGCGAGCCAUCAAGACCAUCUCAUUAGCCAAAGUCUACUAAUGGACAGUGUUUUAUCUCGUAACGACGGUUUUGGUUUAGCUUUUAAAAUGUAAGUCACUUUGGACCACAGUGGAUCUGCUGUGCUGGAAGUGGGGUUUGCUGGUUUUAUUACGAAUUUUAUCGGUGCCCUCAAAAGGUGAAUAAUAUCAAGCGAAAAUAAUUGAACCUUCUGGUCGUGAUUUCGGAAGCACAUAUGACGCAAUCGUGAGCCUAAAUGUUAAGAGUUAAUUGCAUAGAGAUACAGAAUAAUGGGUCAUUGUUUAGAACACCUAUUUCACCGCACAUCUGUCUAUGCCUGGGAUGGAACUUAAUGCCAGCAGACAAAAAAUCAAAACGAUUCAAACAAAUUACAAACCCAACAAAUUAGAGAUGAAUGAAUGCAUCCCAAUCUUUUCCGCAUGGUUCAAUCGAUUCGGCACCACCCAAAUGCUCGGAAUCUUUCCCACUCUUUGUUAUCAGUGCUCUGCUGGCUGGUGGAGCCAUUGCGUUAUCGGUUCACUUCCGUGCUGAAGCAUUAGAAGAAGCAAUCGUUUGUGGUUGGAGGGAGCGAUGGUGUGUGGGGAAGGCAUUUGUUCGAGCACCAAAAUACAACGAAAACAUUUGGCAGAAACCGCAGGCACAAAAUAAAAACACAACCACACAAAAACGAUUUCAGAUUUAGAAUCGAAAAUCUCAAACCGGAAGUGGAGUCUCUGAAGCAUGAAGGGCGCAUGAACAGCCAACGGUAGUAGUGUAAAGCCAACGGUCGAGCCGGAGCGUAACCAAGCCACGUGCAGGCGAGCCCUGAGUUGUUUGUGUGCGGGUGUGGUUCGUGGGAUCAGUUUUGGAAGAGUGAAUGAAUUUUCGGACAUUAAAAUACCGCUCGAGGGCUGCUCACGCGGAGUUAUCACAUGCCGUCAGAUCGAGCAGUGGCUGUUGGCUUUAUAUUCACUAUGUUCUGUGCGCAUCGUAUGCAUCUUCCCUAUCCCAUCCCUUUCAGCUAUGUAGAUUGUGUGUCCAUUUAGCGUGUUCUUUAUCCCGGACGUGUGGCAAAUGUCCGUACAAAUUGCAAACACGUAUUACAUACUACAUACAAAGGACGGAGAGAGCGAAGCUAAAGACGCCCCCGGGGCAACAUAAUAUUAUGUGGACAGGCCGGUGAUAAAGCAUUUUACGUGGUGUGAAACAGUAAAACAAAACAAAAUAGAAACUCUGGCAGACGAUUAACGGGCUACAACAAAUCAAAACACGCAACAGUAUCGCGAGCCGUUAGUAAACGACGUUAGUAUGUAGACCGAGAGAGAGACAGUGAGUGGAAGAAUGAGAGAUAGAGGAAACGAAAAAAAAACGACAAAAGGUUUUUGUAGUGUGUGUGUGCAAACGUUAGG